AGCCUUUGCAACUAUGAAGAAAUCCACUGCAAUUUCAGGAUCGCCAUUUUCACUUUCUUUUCUGUUCACUGUCUUCUUCCUUUUCGUUUCUCUACCUUCGAAUGCAGAUGAUAAAUGGUGGGAAGGGGCCUGUCCUGUGGUGAAGAGAGCCAAUGAGAGAAGAUCACUCCUCAAAACAGAGUACGGCGAGAUCUCUGCCAUUGAUUUACACGAUGCCUCUCAGUUCGGACCUUAUCAUCUUCAGUUCAUUACAAUGGAACCCAACUCCCUGUUUCUUCCUGUUCUUCUUCAUGCUGACAUGGUGUUGUACAUGCACACUGGAAGUGGGAGAUUGAAUUGGUUUGAUGAUGAUGAUUUGAGGGAGGUGGAUUUACGGCGGGGAGAUAUUUUCAGGCUUCAACCAGGCGCCAUUUUUUACAUUCAUAGCAGCUUAGAGACCGAACGUGAAAAGCUUCGGAUGUAUGCUCUGUUUUCCAGCACAGAUGAGGACCCAUUUGAGCCGGCCAUCGGAGCGUACUCCCGUGUCACCGAUCAUGUUCGUGGAUUCGACAAAGAAGUCCUCUGUAAAGCUUUCAUGGUCCCGGAGGAAGUAAUUGAGGAAAUAAUGGAUGCGAAAAGGCCGCCGCUGAUUGUCCACGCUGCAACCACUUUGAGCAAGAAGCCGACGUCGUCGUUGUCGAUGUCGUUGGAAUUAGAAGCUCGGUUCUUGAAAUCUUUCAUAGGGGGAGGCGGGAGUGGGAUGGAUUUCAACAAGAAGAAGAAGAAGAAGAAAGGGUUGUACAACGUUUUUGAAGCGGACCCGGAUUUUGAAAACUGUAAUGGAUGGAGUUUGACUGUAACUAAGAAAGUCUCCCAUCAGUUGAAGGGCUCCAACAUUGGCUUCUUCGUAGUCAACCUCACAGCGGGCUCAAUGAUGGGUCCGCAUUGGAAUCCAAGGGCGUGGGAGAUAGGGAUUGUGACGUCGGAGGAGGCAGGGGUGGUUCGGGUGGGGUGUUCGAGCAUGACGAACAGUUCAAUAUGCAAGAAAUGGAGUUUUGUAGUAGGUAAAGGUGAUGUGUUCGUGGUGCCAAGGUUCCAUCCAAUGGCGCAGAUGUCGUUCAACAAUGGGUCGUUUGUUUUUGUUGGAUUUAGCACGACGAACAGGAAUAACCUGCCACAGUUCUUGGCUGGACGUAGCUCGGUGUUGCAAACUGUGGACAGGGAAGUGUUGGCGUGGUCGUUUGAUGUGAAUGUGACAACGAUUGAUCGGUUGUUGGGAGCUAGAGUUGAGUCAGUUAUAUUGGAGUGUACGUCUUGUGCUGAAGAGGAAGUGAGGAAAAUGGUGGAGGAAGCUGAGAGAGAGAGACAAGAGGAGGAGGAGAGGAAGCGGGAGGAGGAGGAGGAGGAGGAGAGGAAGCGGAAGGAGGAGGAGGAGGAGGAGAGGAAGCGGAAGGAGGAGGAGGCAAAGAGAGAGGAAGAGAGGAGGAGGAGAGAGGAGGAAGAAAGGGAGAGAGAAGAGGAGGAGGCAAGAAAAAGGGAGGAGGAGGAACGGGAGAGGGAAGAGGAGGCGGAGAGGGGGCGAAGGGAAGAGGAGGAGGCAAGAAAAAGGGAGGAGGAGGAAGAACGGGAGAGGGAAGAGGAGGAGGCGCGAAGGGAAGAGGAAGAGGCGGUGAGGGGAGAAAGGGAGGCAGAGAGAGAGGCAGAGGAAGCUAGGGAGAGUGAGGAAGCACAUCGAAGAGAGAGAGGUAGGAGACGCAGAGAGGCAGAAGAAAGACAGAGAAGACGCAGGGAAGAAGAAGAAGAGCCAACACUAAGAAUUCUGAGACAACGAACGUAACUCGAAACCUUCAAUGUCGUGGUAUCAUCGAACUUAGCUCCAACGAAUAAGAGCACAGAAAUGUAAGGGAGAGACAGA
Messenger RNA from Cucurbita moschata (crookneck pumpkin), 1894 nucleotides. RefSeq names its product vicilin-like seed storage protein At2g18540. The transcript has 5 exons. NCBI's taxonomy places the organism in Eukaryota, Viridiplantae, Streptophyta, Magnoliopsida, Cucurbitales, Cucurbitaceae. Bases 14 to 1816 code for a protein of 600 amino acids. The record is from RefSeq and is a predicted model, not a curated record.